AUGGAUAAUAAAUAUUGUCGUAUUCAGGAAGUAAAUUCACCAACUGUAUAUCCAAAAUUUCCACAAAUGCCGAAAAGACAAUCAUUAAUUAAUUUUACACCAUCUCGAAAGGUAUUUUAUACACCAGAAAUUGAUUUUAACCUUUCUGAUUCUGAAUAUGGUAGCUUAAAGAAUGAAAAAAGUUUUAAUCAUUCGAAAACGUCGAUUGUCCGAAAAAUAUGUGAUUCAACAACAGAUAUACCAUCAAUAAAACAUUUAAAAGAAGUUUCACCCGAACCAAAAAUUUCAACAACGUAUUAUACACCAAAUUAUAUGCAAGAAAAUCGUUCAAUACCAUUUAAGAAACGAUACAUUAUGAAAUUACAGGAAACAGAUAACUUGAUCAUUAAAAAACCACCUAUUUUAAACGUGUCAAACAAUAGAAAUAGUUCACAUACAGGUUUAAGUUACACAUCAUCCAGCUCGUCCAUAUCACAAGCAAAUGAUAAAACACAAUACGAAGAUCUUUCUGAAUCAAUAACAAAAGUGAAAUCAUGGAAUGCUGAUUUUGAGACUGCAUAUAAUAAUGACAUGCGAAUUAAUGAACAAGGUUUAAAAACGAUCAAUAUUCAUUCCGGAAAAAUGUCGAUCGAUAAUCAAGGUUGUAAUUAUCAAUCAAUUACAUGUCAUGGUACAACUAAACACCACAAUCUUGAAUCACCACCAAUUCAAGCAAAAAAACUAAAGUCUAAUAAUUUUAGUUUAGCAACCAGUUAUUCGGGAAAAAGUUCAUCGAAUAUGAAACGAUAUCGUAAGAAAAUUAAAUUCGCUGAUACACCACUUAGUCCGGAAACAACGAAACGUAAUGAAUUUUAUUCAUAUCUUCAAUUAAACGUGAAACCACAGUUUCGAAGUGAUGGAACACCUUUAGAACCCAGUCGACGUUCAGUUCGUGUUAAAAAUAUUGAAAUCAAUAAAGAACGAGAUCGAUCGAUAUCAGAAGAGAUUAAACCAGAGAAAUCAAAUCCACCAGAAAUAUUAAAAAGUAAAAUUGAAGAGAAUGGAUUUAAUGAAAUUGGAUUUUCUGUUGUUGAUAAAGAAACAUCGUUAAAAUCUGAAUCGAUGUUGUUGUUAGCUAAAAAUGAAAUUGAUAAAUCAUUAGAACAAUUUAAUAAUUUAAGAGCGUUAAUUUGUAAGAAUGAUGUCGAUGAUAAUAAAAAUAAAGUGGAGAAAAAACUUGAGAAAAAAAUAUUAGUUAAGAAAAAAUCACGAGAUGAAUCAGAUACUGUAUUAAAUCAUAUUAAUGGACCAGUUACACGACAUUCAUUUGCGGUAAUCCAUAAAACACUAACACGUGGAUCACAUACAAAACUACCAAAAUUAAAUUUGGACGCUGUUAUGAAACGAAUGUACAACAAGCAUAAACCUAGUAAAAUAAUCGUACCGAAAGUACGAUCAAAAUCGUGUUCAUUAGCUCAAAAUACCGAGAUAAUAACAAAUAUUGAAUCAAGAUUAGAGAAUAUUAGCAUACGUCGUGAAAAUGUUAGUAAUUUAUUAAAUGCUGUGAAUAAUGAAGUUCUUAAAGUACAAAAUAAUAUAUUAGAAUUAUCAUCGCAAAAUUCAUGUUACGAGGAUGAUUUUAGCGAAUGUAGUAAAGUUUCUGAACAUAGUUUUCGUGGUUUUGGAACACCGCUAAAUGGUGGCACAUCAUCGAGUGGAACAACUUCUGUAUCAUAUUCCGAAGUGAGUUCAUCACACAAUGAUAAAUGUGGGAUUCGAUCACAGAGACGAUAUUCAUUACCAACAUAUAUCAGUAAUGAACGAGAAUUAAAAUUAAAUGAUUUAAUUUCACCUGAUUUACCAAUUAAAUCAUCCCCUAUUUGUACAAAUGAUAAUAAUUUAGUGUGCCAUCAUAAUUCAGUAGAAGACUUACUUAAUAGUUCCAUGCAAAUAGAAGAAUCAUCACCGAAAUUCAUACCAUUAUCACCGCAUCCAGUUCGUCCAUUUCAUCAAAUUUUUAAUAAACGAAUACAAAAGCAACAAACGAAUAAUGCACCUUGUAUAUUUGGCAGUGAAACAAAUGUUUUAUAUUCAAAUUUUUUCUCGGAAGAAUGGAAUAUGGUUAAUAAUUCGAGUAAUAAUUAUUCAGAAUAUAUACCAAUUUUACGGCAAACAAUACAAGAUAAACUGAAUAUUAAACAAAAUAAAAUAUUAAUGCCACAUAUCAAUAAAUCGGAACAGCAUGUUGUGGAUAUUUCAAAUGAUGGGGGACAAGUAUUAAGUGUUCAUUUUUUAAAUAGUACGCUUAUGAUUGUACAGGAUAAAUGUAUAAGUUUUUGGCAACAAACGCCAUUGGGUUAUAUGCUUGGUGCUCAAAAUAUGUGGUUAUCAUUGGGUAAAAUUCAACGAUUAAAUUUUGAAGUUGGUUAUGUAAAUAUUCGUUGUGUAUCACAGAGUUGUUUAAGUUCAGAUAAUGCAACAGCAUUUAUUGAAUUAUGGGCAAAGGAGCAUAAAUCGGAACGUAGAGAGCGACCGAUUACGGAUGUGUUUGCGGUUGUUUAUUUUCAUCAACAAACGAAAAAAGGAAAUAUUUUAGAUAAGAAAGUUAUACAACUUGAAAAUACUAAAAGUUUUGCUCAAGAUGUGCAAUUUGUAUGUUUAAAGUAUGGACGUAGUAUCAUUAUUAGUUGGAGAGAUCAAUUCGCAAGUCCUCCAAAAUCACAAAUUCGUCGGUAUCAGUUAGCAGUUGAUUUUCAAACUAUAUCAAAUGUCAUGGAAAUGGAGUCAGUGGAACAUUAUGUUAGUGAAUUACAUGAUGUCAAUGAGUGCUUUGAAAUGAUUUUGGGAAUUGGCGAUCAUCAAGUAUCUAUUUGGCAUUUACUUCAAGGAAAAUUAGUUACUACGGUGACUAUACAUAAUCCUUUGCCUAUUCAUGAACAAAUUAAUGGUAAUCAAUAUUACGAUAUUAAUUGUGUUUGGGCGUUAUGUGAUCGCGGUUUUCUAUUCCUAAUCAAUAAAACGGAUAAUAAUGUUUUACAUUUAAUUGCCAUAAAUGGUUUGCGCAAAGAUUGGAAAAAUUUACAAAAAUAUAAGAUUCCUGCUGAUCAUACAGAAAUACAAAGUGUUGGAAUCAAUGGUGGAGUUCUACUAGCUUGUUCUAAAAAAGGAAUCGUUUGCUGGUCAUUACAAUCAGGUGCAAUGUUAAUACAAUGUCCUACAGGAUCAAAUAUAUCGUUGUAUCCAUCUGAUACAUACAUCUCGUUAAUCGAUCAACAUUUAAAUGUUGCUAUAAAAAAUAUAUUUGCGUUUUUACUCGAAGAUUAAAUUUAAAA
Chrysoperla carnea is the source of this 3311-nucleotide messenger RNA. RefSeq lists its product as uncharacterized. The transcript is spliced from 9 exons. The coding region runs from base 1 to 3303 and encodes 1100 amino acids. Gene Ontology annotation, molecular function: protein binding. The record is from RefSeq and is a predicted model, not a curated record. Lineage: Eukaryota; Metazoa; Arthropoda; Insecta; Neuroptera; Chrysopidae.